AUAUACUAAUUAUCCUGCCAACAUUAAUUCCAAUUUAGGCAGAUCAGGGUUGACCUUGGAAAAAUAUUCAAAAUUAAUGAAAGUAUUCCUUUGUCGAAAUUCGAGUUAUGAGACCUUUCUUUCGCAUCUAUGGCGACAUUAUUCGGCACGCCGACAGACUGGUUCCGGGCAUGAUGAGGCCCAUGUGGCUAUCAGCUACUGGUCCGCGAACUGUUUUUUUCUGGGGACCUGCUAUGAAAUGGUGUGUCGUUUUGGCGGGAUUGAUCGAUGUCCUUGCGCGACCACCACAUCUUAUAUCCCAGAAACAGAGUCUUGUCCUGGCGUUAAGCGGUGUCCUUUGGUCGCGAUGGUCGUUGGUCAUCAAGCCAAAAAAUUACAGCUACUUGGCAUGCAACGCUGUGCUGUCGGUGUCUCAGUGCAUGCUCCUUUGGCGGAGCCUUAAUUCGGAGUGGAAAAAGUGGCAAGACGAAAAAGCGCACAUAGCCUGACUAUGUGGAGAAGAGAGCUGGAUGGCCCUUUCGACUCUUUGUGGAUUGAAAUUCCUGUCUUAUCAAUUGCUUAAUUGCCGGGGUCAUGGUGGGUGAUUGAAAACAGGUGCAGUUACUGGGAGGAGAGUGGAUGCAUACCACCACUGUAAGAGUGCUGAGUCCGUCCCGCUGUACGUGGAUCGUUGUGGCCUGUCCCUCGGCGAUGGCUAUCUAGAAUUACGAAAUUGAUAAAUAUAAUAAAAGUUGUGUGCAUUGGGAGCGCUUAACGGUA
Drosophila ananassae is the source of this 759-nucleotide messenger RNA. Its product is annotated as mitochondrial pyruvate carrier 2. Gene Ontology annotation, cellular component: mitochondrial inner membrane. The transcript has 4 exons. The record is from RefSeq and is a predicted model, not a curated record. Bases 108 to 488 code for a protein of 126 amino acids. Lineage: Eukaryota; Metazoa; Arthropoda; Insecta; Diptera; Drosophilidae. Gene Ontology annotation, biological process: pyruvate import into mitochondria.